Messenger RNA from Aspergillus alliaceus, 1413 nucleotides. Its product is annotated as glycosyltransferase domain-containing protein. Bases 1 to 1413 code for a protein of 470 amino acids. The transcript has a single exon. NCBI's taxonomy places the organism in Eukaryota, Fungi, Ascomycota, Eurotiomycetes, Eurotiales, Aspergillaceae. The record is from RefSeq and is a predicted model, not a curated record.
AUGAUUCUGGACUAUCCGCCUCCAACGUUGAUUAAUUAUGGUAAACAGCUCCCAGAGGGGGCUAAAGAAUAUGAUGUCAUGAAGGACCGGAUCGCCGGCAUACACAAUUUCCUCGACAGUACACGGCAUGUACAAGACAAUGAUUUCGUCCUGGUCGUUGAUGGAACGGACUUCUUCUUUCAAUUGCCCCCAGACGUGUUGAUCCAACGCUUUCAAACGCUUUUGAAGGAAAACAAUGUGAAAUUACAACAGAAAUACGGUCUUGUAACUGUGGAAAAAUCUUUUGAACAAGGCGCUCCGGAGACAGUGCGAAAGUAUACCCAGAGGGUCCUGUUUAGCGCCAGCAAAGAAUGCUGUCCCGGACUCUCCCACGAUGCAGGCUGUAUCGCAGUACCGGAGUCUAGCCUUCCUCCGGAUAUAUAUGGGUGGAAGACAGACCGCCACCAGGAAGGAGUCCUUACUCGACCGCGAUGGAUCAAACCAGGCGCAGUGAUCGGCCAGGUCGCAGAUCUCAAGGCGAUAUACGCCGAAAUACUACGCUUCGUUGAACGUAAUCGCAAUGCGCAAGGGGACUAUAUCGCUUUGACUCACUUAUUCGGGCGACAGGAAUACGUACGGGAACUGGAAAGGCGAAGAAUGUCUAGCCCUGUCAUGGAAUGGAUGUAUACACAGAUCGGUAUUUCUGAGGCCUCGAAUCUUACGGGGCUGAAUCCACGUCUUGAGACCGGUCACCGGUACGAGUACGGCAUUGGUGUUGACUAUGAAUCCCGCCUUUUCUUCAACAUGUGGAAUUCCAAGAAAGACGUGGAAUGGCUACAAUACAACAAUGUCUCCAAGACUUCAUCCGUCCAGAUGCAGCACGGUGUUCCACGAGAAAGGCGUCUCUUACUACCUGACGAUCUCAAUCCUGAAAAUCUCAGCAGUCCAUUUACUCAGCCCAAGUUCGGCAAAGAUGAGCCGCUUAACCCCCCUUACAAUGCCACGCUAGACGCGCUUCCAAACCCCCGUUUCCGUUCAUGGCAGAACCUCCCUCUGCUGACCAACAUUCACUCGGCCUCGGUUCCUGCCCUAGUACACCUGGAUGGAGACCCAACGCUGCGAGAUACGUGGUGGUCUAAGAUGUGGUACCACCCCUGGGCUCGUGCCCUUCUUCGCAAGUACAUGCGUACCCCAAGUGGUUUCGAAGCUGCGCAAUCGGCCUUACUGGGAGGCCAAGAGUGGUGGGACCUGCGGGGUGGCAAGGGAGGUAUCUGGACCGACAAAGGCGAGUGGAUUGAUUACAGCGAGGUCUGUAUGGGCUACGAACGUGACCUCUUCAACGAUGGGUUUGGAAAGUGGGGGAAGGAGAACGGAGACUCCGAUGAGCCGGUCUACAACCAAUUUGGCCAGUUGAUCAAGGGAAAGGAAGAUUGA